GAAAGACUGGGCGGGGGGUUGCCGGGGUCUUGUAGGCCUUUGCAGGGCUCAUUUGGAAAGAUUUGCGGUUUUGUGAGAAGCUGAGGGGCUGCCUUGUCAUGUCACAGAGGUGGGAGGACGCUUAGUUUUACUUGACAGUGCAGAUCAGCACAAGGAAGUUAGGGGAGGGUGCUGCCUCUUUAUACGUUGCAUGUGAAAGAAAAAAGAAAGGUAAACGCCCUGUAGGAAGAGUGUGUCACGUGGUUUUGAAGGCCACUGUGAUGAGAAUAUGAUUGGAGAGAAGGGUGUUAGAGCGACUAAAGAGGAAGAGCAGAGGGAACCCUUUCCUCUCAGGGAAGCAGCAGCGAUGGCAGUCGCGACUGCUCUGCCCCUUCAGCAGUUCAUUGCAUCGUUGGACGACACUUGUCUGCCCAAAAUUCUGCAAGUGUGCUCAGGAGUGUACUUCCAAGGUUCAGUGUAUGAAAUAUCUGGAAGUGAAGUGAGCUUCUCUACUGGCGAUCUCAUAAAGGUCAUCGGCCUCGAGCUGCUGUCAGUUUGCUGCGAAGACCUGAGCAACAAUGACAAGUUUGAGCUGCCCAUCAACCACACAGGUCUGUUCAAGGUUGUUCCGGAUGAGAUGCCGUUCAGCACAGUCGAGGAGAUGAUGAGCAUGAGGCCCGUGGGCCUGGAGUCCUGCCUCCCCUUCACUUUCACCAGCCGCUCCAAGAUGACCUUUGACAGUGUCACGCUGGGGGCUGGGAAAGCUCUAACAGUGCUCUCCAUAGAACAGCGUGAAGGCGAGGAGGAUCGGGUGCGCUGCCACGUUCAAGGACAACAGGAAGUCUCUGCUGAGGUGUUAAUCCCACUUUCUACACGCGGGGACUUUGUUGAGUGUGAGAGCAAGGAGUGCUACACGCUGCAGGAGAUCAUGUCCUCUCCUGGCCUGCGCAGUCGAAGAUUUCGCUUCGAAAACACCACCAAGUGUCAGCGUCCACUUGUCCUCAGUCCAAUACACCAGGUCAACGCCCUCAUGAACUUGAGGAAGAAUAUAUUAAAGUUUCCGUCCAGCCUGGAGGUGGAUGUGGUGGAUGUCACAGAGCUCUGUCAGGAUGUGAAGUUUGUGACCCCGCUCAGCCUGCCAGAGGUCAUCUCCCAGCCUGAUGAAUCCUUCCCUGCAGUGGUGAACGUCCUGGAGGGCCCAGACUCUCGCUCUCCGUUCAAGUGCAGCUGGCUGCCAGAACUUAGUAAGAGGAGCCAGCUGGUUUUCCACAGGAGAGGAACCUCCGCCAUGAUUUUAUUGUCCAGCUUGAAGAGCAGAAAGGCGCAGCAGUACUUCCUGGUUUCUCACCAAUACGGCGGGCGAUUCCGGAGGCGGCCCAGAGAGUUCAAUUCAGUGUACGAGCUCUACGUGGCGUCAAUGCAGGCGCCGGGUCUGAAGGUCAGCGUGACGAGGAACUGCGAGGAGGUCGAGGAGGAGGGCCUGCCUGGCCUCAGCGUGGGGGACCAACUGGAGGUUGUUCGCUGUGAAAGGAUGGAGUUGCCCUGUGAGAGCCCCACUGCGCAGAGGCAGUCCGUCGAGGCUCUUCUGUGUCAUCGUCUCCCGGAGCCGGACGAUGGGGACGAUGACGACGACGAAGAGGAGGUCAAGCAGGACGAGGAGAGGCAGGAAGUUCUCCUGCCUCUGUACAUGCCGGGUCACUUUUGUGAGGUGCUGAAAGAUAAGAAGAAGUACAGACUCAGGGACUUGGGGAAGGACUUUAGUUUGCCGCUCGAUGUGAAAGUGGUGAGCCGUGAUCCAGAUGUGGAGAGCGAUCCGCUGGCUGGGUUUGCAUGUCUCAGAAUAGAGGCGGCUAUGUUAGAGCCCGUCAUCCAGGCGAGCUUUCCAUACAGGUCAGACCGCUGUUUCGAGAUCCCAACCCGGUGGCUCUCUAUGUCUGUCGCUUUCACCACGGACCCCCUGCCAUGGCCCAGUGGCGAACCACCCGAGUGCCACUUGGACAGAGUCACUGAGGUGACCGACACGUUCUUUUAUGAAUUCCGCAAGCUGGAGAGCUCAGACGAAGCCCCUCCGCCCCGGCCACCGAAGCGAAACCUGUCUUUGGCGUCUUGCAAAAAAUCCUCCUCAAAAGCCUCAAAGAAAACAUCCAAACAUCGAACCGAUAAGAACGCCCCAACCAAAAAGUUAGCUGAUCUGACUUUAAAUAGCAAAAAGAGGCCUCCGGCUCCUCCCCCUCCGGCUAUUUUAGAAGACGAGCCUCCGCCGAUUGUACCCCGAAAGUCCUCAGGGGCCAACAAGACAUCAGGCAAGGCCCUGCCAAACACCUACGUGAAAAUGGAGGAGCCGAAGAAAAAAACAGCACCACUGUGUGAAGCUGAAGCAGAUGAGGACAGCGAACACGACUACGAGACUGUGGACGAGACUUUGUUGACGAUGAUGAAGGCAGCACAAGAGAAUGUCAUGUUCUACUGAAAGUAACGUCCUGCUGCAGCAUCAAAUGCGUGCGGUGGGAACUGAAUUCACACAGCUUGCACUUCUUUUUAAGCUCCCCCAUCUUGAAUGUUAUGCCGGCGUACAUAGGCAUAGUCUGGUAUUGUGAGACUUUUACAAUCUGUUCAUGAGCUCCUGCAUUAAAAUUAACGCUGGAAAUAAACUGGUUAGAUAUUUAAGUCAGAUAGGAAAUGAUUCAACUGUACAUUCCCUGACAAGAUAUUGCUCAUAUAUAAGGCUGUAGUGACACAGUACAGAAGUGCGUUUUGAUAAACCUGUCACCUUGUUUUUUAUCAGACGCUCAUGUACACUGUGGCAAAAGCGUGGAGGGGUGACAUCAUUACCACUGCUUCUCAUGUGGUCAGCGAAACCUCUCCAACCAUUCAUUUCGCUAAGACCACUUUACUCUGCCAGACUGCAGGUGCCUGUAUAUGUGCCUCAUACGGUAUCCUCAAACUUCUAUUGAACAAAUACUACCCUUGUCGCACUUGUCGUUGUAGUAUUUUGUUAAAAUAUGACAGUCCCUUUAUACUUUUUGUUCAAACUCGUCAGCAAAAUAGUUGAUCCAGCUUCAUGGUGGUUUUCAGGGGCUGUAGGUUGUAGUUUUCUCUACAACACCAUUUUAUCGUGCAAUUACAUUAUGUAGCCUAAUAUGAUACAGUAAACAUCCUUAAAAAAAAAAAAAAAAACGACCUGAGAUGCAUCAAAAAAGUAAUUGCUGGCUCAAACUCAAACUCCUAUAGCAUUUAUGGAAACUCUAAACAAAAAGAGCUCAAACUAGUCUUUACUGGCACAGUCCAAACCACAAAGACAACAUUUGGCUUCUUGCAUGGUCAAGAAUACUUGUGCUAGCAGCAGCAGAACUUCCUCCAGCUGUCACAGCAAACUGAUGAUCUGAGAGUAUGAAAAGUUGCCAAAUGUUUUGUCACACUAUACAUACGUGUGUUUAGUUUAUUUAUCAUUGAAUUAGCAGACUACUUUUUAACUGAGUACUUUGGAUUGACCGCUUUCUCCUAAAAAUGAAUGUAGGUUUUGCAUCUUUUCUUGUCUAAGGAUGUGUAAGUUGAUUAUGUGAACCAUGUCCAGUUAUUUUAAAGUUGUAACCGUUGUCACAAUCACAAACAUACUGCAAGUAAUUUUGCCUUGUAAUGGACUUUGUGCUAAACUUAUUAAUAUUUUGUUAAUACCUUUUUUUACUAUGUCCAUUCCUGGGACCCUAUAGACAGAUAGUGCCUGCAUUUCUGCAUCAGGGCCAACUCAACUGUGUUUGCAACAGAUGGACACAGUCAAGCGAAGACAAACAUUUAUUGUGAAGUGAGAAAAUGCUAUAUUAAGUCUGUGGCAUCUAGAAGCUAAAGGUGCAAACACACAUGUACAUGAAGUAUUUCUGGUCUUCACUCGUAAUAAAUUUUAAUAAAUUA
This is a messenger RNA of Acanthopagrus latus (yellowfin seabream), 3888 nucleotides long. RefSeq names its product thymocyte selection associated family member 2 (gene themis2). The record is from RefSeq and is a predicted model, not a curated record. NCBI's taxonomy places the organism in Eukaryota, Metazoa, Chordata, Actinopteri, Spariformes, Sparidae. Bases 269 to 2449 code for a protein of 726 amino acids. Gene Ontology annotation, biological process: T cell receptor signaling pathway. The transcript has 7 exons.